Messenger RNA from Mesorhabditis spiculigera, 234 nucleotides. Lineage: Eukaryota; Metazoa; Nematoda; Chromadorea; Rhabditida; Rhabditidae. The record is from the annotation of a GenBank genome assembly.
AUGGUCGUCUUUCUCGCCAAUUCCAUCGCAAACCCUAUUUUAUACCUAUUUUUCAGCAGCGUCAUUCGAAAACAUGUCCUUUUCGACUUCCGGCAUCGCUUCAGCCUCUCGGCAAUGUAUAACGAUUAUGAAUAUCGAUCGUCAUUAUCACAGCACCGACAAAGUCUCCUCCGGGCCCGCGACACGACCAUCUCCUCGGAUUUGAACAAAUUCCCAAAAGCCAGCAUUUCGUGU